AUGAACGAUAAUGGCUCUGCUACUGCUCCGGAGCCGCUGCUGACAGCACCACCACCACUGCUAACAAACCUGACGCCAACUCAGCUGACGCUGACGCCGCCGCUGGCUCAGCUGACGCUGCCGCUGGCGCUGAAACCAGACGCUCCCAGCGCUCAAAGCGCUCAAGGCGCCCAACAGUGUCUGAACUGCCACACCACCAAAACACCGCUCUGGCGACGAGCGCCUGACGGCACCCUCAUCUGUAACGCCUGCGGCUUAUACUAUAGGCUGAAUAACUGUCACCGUCCUGUCAACUUAAAACGCCCGCCUCAAACGAUCGUGGUUUCCAAGGUGAAGGAAGGGCUGUGUAAAGGUGACGGCCGGUGUAACGGUACUGGAGGGCUGGCGGCGUGUAUGGGGUGUCCGGCAUUUAACAACCGCGUGAUGCUCGCCAAGCGCAAACUUGAAACCGACGGUGAAAAGCCGACCACGCCAUCCCAAUCAGCUGACGCCCUGGCGCUGAGCGACGGUACCGACUCCCUCGCCAUCGCCUGCUUUAAUUGCGCCACCACCAUCACCCCGCUUUGGCGCCGCGACGACGCCGGCAAUACCAUCUGUAAUGCCUGCGGUCUUUACUACCGGCUCCACGGCAGCCACCGCCCGGUAAGGAUGAAGCGGGCGACGAUCAAGCGCCGCAAGCGCACGGUGGCGGCGCCGACAAAACAGCCACCAUCGCCGCUGGCGCCUUUACCCGCGGCGCCCACAGCGCCCACCGCUCCCACCGCUCCCACUAAUACUGUCACUCCCCCCGCCACCACCGUGGUGUCGCCGUCGCUGGAAGUUCGGCGAAUGCCGCCGAUACCGCAAAUGCAGCUCCCGCUGCCCAUACCCGGCUACUUGCCGCAACCGCUCCCGCCGUCGCAAGCGCCGCCAGCGCCCCAAGCGCUGCUGGUGCGCCUACCGCCGAUCAAUCUCCGCAGCGUGCUGCCCACGCUCCACGCGCCCCCAGCGCCGACAGCGCUGGCAGUGAAGACAGAACCGGCGCCAACCACAGUUGCGACGACGAUAAAACGGGAGGCCGACGCCAAGGAGGCGCCGCGGACGCCGUUGGCAACGGCGCCCAUUGUCGAGCGCACCCCGCACGCCGCCACCAAGGAAGGGUGUCUGUGCUGUUCGCGGGCGCAGUCGGCGCCCCCCGUCGCCGUCGACUUCACCAAGGCGUUCCCGCUGGGCGACGGCGACCGCCGCCACAACAUCUCCAUCGACCGCUUGCUUAAUUGA
Molecule: messenger RNA, 1260 nt
Organism: Diutina rugosa
Lineage: Eukaryota; Fungi; Ascomycota; Pichiomycetes; Serinales; Debaryomycetaceae
Product: GATA-type transcription factor
Exons: 1
Coding region: 1-1260 (419 amino acids)
Biological process (GO): negative regulation of transcription by RNA polymerase II; positive regulation of transcription by RNA polymerase II
Molecular function (GO): DNA-binding transcription factor activity, RNA polymerase II-specific; RNA polymerase II cis-regulatory region sequence-specific DNA binding; zinc ion binding
Source: RefSeq, a predicted model, not a curated record